Messenger RNA from Lasiosphaeria miniovina, 732 nucleotides. Its product is annotated as Ribokinase-like protein. Gene Ontology annotation, molecular function: kinase activity. Lineage: Eukaryota; Fungi; Ascomycota; Sordariomycetes; Sordariales; Lasiosphaeriaceae. The transcript has 2 exons. Bases 1 to 732 code for a protein of 243 amino acids. The record is from RefSeq and is a predicted model, not a curated record.
AUGGCACCGCAAACCAUCGCUGUCAUCGGAGGCCUAGAUGCCGACCUGAUUAUGAUUUCGAGUCGCAUUCCCGACCGCGGGGAAAGUGUUCUGGCGAACGAGUAUAUCGAGGCCCUGGGAGGCAAAGGGGCCAAUUCUGCAAUCGCAACUUACAGGACAUGCCACAAGCGGCCGGUGCAAGACGAACGAGCAAUUGAAUAUCUGUCCUUGGCCGACGACGGUAUCGAGGUCAAGAUGAUUGGCGCAGUCGGUGACGACCAGUACGGGGGCAAGUUCAUCGUCGAGCUCAACAAGAACGGAGUCGACACAUCGGGCAUCGUGACGGUACCCGACACGCGCUCCAGCGUCUGCUUCGUCAUGGUUGAGCACUCGACACGCGAGAAUAGGUGCCUGUUCACGCUGGGCGCAACGGCCACCUGGAAGAAGGAGCACUUCAGCAACGCCGAGAAUCUUGGCGGCGGGGCGCGGCCAGACUUAGUUGUAGCCCAGAUGGAGAUCAGCAAGGAUGUGUCAGAAGCAGCCAUCAUGUCGGGCCGGGAUAGGGACGAGGUCAACGAAGACAGCUGGUCGGCCAUCGCGCAGGAGUUUCUGGGCCGUGGCGUGAAGAAUGUGGUCAUCACACUAGGCGCAAAGGGUGCGUUCUACGCAAAUGCAGACGAUAGUGCUCACUGCCCUGCGUAUGAGGUUGUUGUUAAGGACACCACCGGAGCAGGGUUAGCUGGACCCCUGUAG